UGGCCAAUGAGAUGUCGGCGCAAGAAUGACCGGCCUCUUGUUAAAGGGAGCGUUUGAAGAGGAGCUGCCAGUCCACCCAGAGAGAGAAAAAGAGAACGAGGGAGCGUAACAAAUAGCCGAGAGAAAGAGAAAGCCUCUAGAGCAGCUAGUAGGACAGCUAAUGCACUCACCCUCUGCCAGUCCUUGCCUGUGCGGUCUCAGCAGUACGUCUAAGUCUCACAUCACUGAACAUACUAUUCCUAAAACUUCACGUCAAUCAGAAAAAUAAGGAAGAGAGGGUGUUUACCCCCAACUCACGUUUCCACGGUGGGAAUCCGUACGGCAACUUUGGGACGCCAGCCAAAUGAAACAGCAACAAUCACACAUAAAACAGUAAUUGGCUUAUGAUUUGCGAGAACAGGACAAUUACUCAAGUGAGUAUGCGAAGACGAUUGUAUGUCUAGUCACAACUGGUUUGUCGUGUUCUGGAAGGAGAAAAGGUGAACAACACCUAACUCAGAGCAUUACUAUUUCUCCACCUUUCCAAAGAAAUAAUAAUAAAGAAGAGCAGUAGCUGCUGGGACUGUUUGAAUCCAGCGUUUUCUUUAUGUCCGUUGUUUUACCAAGCUUCCGUAACCGCAGCUGUUAAUUUGGGGAUUUGAUCGAAAAGUGAGCACUGAACAGGGAUCAUGUUGCUGGAUGCCGGACCCCAGUUCUCUGCCCUAGGAGUUGGCACUUUUGCACGGCAUCACUCGGCAGCAGAUAUGCAAGAUCGAGACUUAGGGUUGGCGCAGAAUAGCUUCGUGGAUUCAGCGCACAUGGGGGCUUUUAAACUCAACCCCGGGGCCCACGAUCUGUCUCCAGGCCAGAGUUCUGCUUUUACCUCGCAAGCACCAGGUUAUCCUGCAUCGGCCUUGGGGCCCCAUGCUGCCCAUGUGAGCUCAUAUUCCGGCACACCUUUCAACUCUACUCGGGACUUUCUGUUUCGUAGUCGAGGCUUCGGGGAGUCGUCCCCGGCAAGCAGCCAGCACGGCAUAUUCGGUCCCACAGCUACGACUUUACAUCAUCCACACACGGACUCCCAGAGCCAUAUUUUGUUCCCAGGAAUCCAUGACCAGCAUGGGUCCCACGCCUCUCCCAAUGUCCUGAAUGGUCAGAUGCGCCUGGGGUUGGCAGGGGACGUUUUCGGCCGUACGGACCAGUACCGCCAAGUAGCUAGCCCACGGACUGACCCUUACACGGCAGCUCAACUCCACAACCAGUACGGCCCCAUGAACAUGAAUAUGGGGAUGAAUAUGGCAGCCCAUCACCACCAUCAUCAUCCAGGGGCUUUUUUCCGGUACAUGCGACAGCAGUGCAUAAAACAAGAGUUAAUUUGCAAGUGGAUCGACCCCGAGCAGCUGAGUAACCCGAAGAAAUGUUGCAACAAAACUUUCAGUACCAUGCAUGAACUAGUUACCCAUGUCUCGGUAGAGCAUGUUGGGGGUCCAGAGCAAAGCAACCACAUCUGUUUUUGGGAGGAAUGCCCCCGUGAAGGCAAGCCGUUCAAAGCGAAGUACAAACUGGUAAAUCAUAUCCGAGUUCACACGGGAGAGAAGCCCUUUCCUUGCCCCUUUCCAGGCUGUGGUAAAGUUUUUGCUCGUUCCGAAAACCUUAAAAUCCACAAAAGAACUCACACAGGCGAGAAACCUUUCCAGUGUGAAUUUGAAGGCUGCGACAGGCGCUUUGCCAACAGCAGCGACAGGAAGAAGCACAUGCAUGUCCACACAUCGGACAAGCCAUAUCUCUGCAAGAUGUGCGACAAGUCUUAUACUCACCCCAGCUCUUUAAGAAAACACAUGAAGGUCCACGAAUCCUCCCCCCAAGGUUCAGAGUCUUCACCUGCUGGCAGUUCGGGCUACGAGUCCUCCACCCCACCCGGCUUGGUCUCUCCAGCUCCUGAAAGCCAAAGCAACAAUUUAUCGCCCGCCACUUCGGCCGUGCACAGCAGCAGUGCUCACAACAGCCUGACCUCCAACUUUAACGAGUGGUAUGUCUAGGGUGGACGAUUCUAAGCAGGCCCCCUCUGUGGAUGGCAGUGACCCCUUCCCUAGCCCUAAGACAUUGUGUGCACAGCGUGUUACCACGUUUAGAACAAAAACUGACAGCAAGGACGCUCAUAAGCGACAAAAGAUGAAGGAAAACAAAUAAUAAAAUAAACUGAUAUGAAGCCAUUGGACCUUGUGAAGGUAUUGCAUCUAACAGAAUCUACAAACAGGCAGAGCCCACCCAAACUCCUGGCGGUAUCUUUGUACAUAGUGAACAUCCUUUCCUAAGACUGUGAUUUUUAACUUUGAAUGGAUUAUCGGUGUAUAGACGUUUGCUGCAUUGUAGCCUUGGAUCAUUUCUUCCAAAAUGAUGGGCAUUUGACACUGUUCAGUCAUAAAAAAAUAAAUAAGUUGAGAACGUUUUGUUUUCUUUUUGUAUUGUGACGGUAUUUCUUGUGUUCCUUUUACAAGGCUAUUUGAUUGUAAAACUUCUUGCAACUAUAGACUGGAAAAAAAUCGUGCCAAAGUAUAAAUCAUAUUACAUACAACAAACAUCUAACACAAAACAAUUGCUUGUGAAUGUAUUUCUGUUAGCCGGGGUUUACAUGUGCUGUUUUGUGCUUUGAAAGUGAGAUUGUUAAACACUGAUCAGAAGAUGGGGUGGGGGAUAAAGGUAUGUGCCCUUAGCUUUUUGUGACACCACCCUUCCUUCUGUAAAUAUCCAUUGCCAUAUUUAUCCAUUUGUAAUUAAAUUAUGGUAUUAACUUGCUACAGAGUAAACCAUAUUUAUAAAGAAUGUUUCUUAACUAUAAAUAUGUACAAUUGUGAGCUUAAGCUGUUCAAAUUUUUUUAUUUGAGGAUUCAAGUGUUUUCGUCAUUCCUUGUGUUUCUGUUCUGAAAGUAACAGCAUACAAAAUAUAAUAAAUGUGUCUAUUGCACGUA
This is a messenger RNA of Protopterus annectens (West African lungfish), 2948 nucleotides long. It is a transcript of the gene ZIC2, whose product is annotated as Zic family member 2. The coding region runs from base 669 to 2018 and encodes 449 amino acids. Gene Ontology annotation, biological process: central nervous system development; regulation of transcription by RNA polymerase II. Gene Ontology annotation, molecular function: RNA polymerase II cis-regulatory region sequence-specific DNA binding; DNA-binding transcription factor activity, RNA polymerase II-specific. The record is from RefSeq and is a predicted model, not a curated record. Gene Ontology annotation, cellular component: nucleus. Lineage: Eukaryota; Metazoa; Chordata; Ceratodontiformes; Protopteridae. The transcript is spliced from 3 exons.